CUAAACGGCUAAACCCCGAAUACUUCCUUUUUCUUUCUCUCGUAUAAGCGCAGGCACAGCCUUCAUCGUCUUCCCUCUCGUAAAAUGCCGAAGAAAAACCUCAGACGUUCCUUCACUUUGUUUAAUUCUAUGCAUCUUUCCUGAAAAAAGGAAAUUUGACCAUCUGAGUAGACAAUCAGGCAGCCCUCUUGCGAAUGAACAUAGCAGGUGUGGCGUUAUUCUGCUCGGACAUGGAUUCUUUUGCUCUUCAGACUUGCUGAGUUGGGUUUUAAAUUAACGCCCUUCGCUGAAGCUGGUCUAGUAAGCUUAAGUACAUUGAGCUGGUCUAUUCCGGAAAAAAACCCUAACUAGGGCUUUCAGUUUUCACAAAAUGGUGAAGAAGAGCAAGAAGAGCAAGAGUAAGAGAGUGUCGCUGAGGAAGAAGUAUAAGAUCAUAAGGAAGGUGAAAGAGCACCACAAGAAGAAGGCUAAAGAAGCGAAGAAGCUUGGUCUCAAGCAUAAGCGCAAGGUCGAGAAGGACCCUGGCAUCCCCAAUGAUUGGCCCUUCAAGGAACAGGAGCUCAGGGCCCUUGAAGCUCGUAGGGCUCGGGCUCUUGAGGAGCUGGAGCAGAAAAAAGCCGCACGGAAGGAGAGGGCCCAGAAGAGAAAAUUGGGGUUGCUUGAGGAGGAUGAUGAUAUAGCCCAACUUGCUGAUACAGCUGCAGCAAAGGAACAGAAGUUUGGAGAGAAAAACAUUGGCGAGAAUUCCUUGGGAAGUGGUAGAAACCGGGAUAAUUCAGAUAGGGCUUUCUACAAAGAGUUGGUUAAAGUUAUAGAAGCAUCAGAUGUCAUUUUGGAAGUUCUUGAUGCUCGUGAUCCCCUUGGUACCCGGUGUGUUGACAUGGAAAAGAUGGUAUUGAAGUCUGGUCCUGAUAAGCAUCUUGUCUUGCUGCUGAAUAAGAUUGAUCUUGUUCCCCGAGAAGCUGUUGAGAAAUGGCUCAAAUAUCUUCGGGAGGAGUUACCUGCAGUAGCAUUCAAGUGUAGCACCCAAGAACAGAGAUCAAAUUUAGGGUGGAAAUCUGGAUCAAAGGCUGCAAAGCCAAGCAAUCUUCUGCAAACCAGUGACUGUCUUGGAGCUGAGACUCUUUUAAAGUUGCUGAAAAACUAUUCAAGAAGUCAUGAGAUAAAAAAGUCAAUUACAGUUGGUGUUAUUGGACUUCCUAAUGUUGGCAAGAGUAGUUUGAUUAAUAGCUUGAAGAGAUGUCACGUUGUCAAUGUUGGUGCUACUCCAGGAUUAACAAGAUCAAUGCAAGAAGUUCAGUUAGAUAAGAAUGUGAAAUUGCUGGACUGUCCUGGGGUUGUAAUGCUGAAGUCUGCAGAGAAUGAUGCAUCUAUAGCUCUUCGUAAUUGCAAAAGAAUUGAGAAACUAGAUGAUCCUAUUGGUCCUGUGAAAGAGAUUCUUAAGCUUUGCCCUGCCAAAACAUUGAUAACAAUAUACAAGCUUCAAAACUUCGAUACAGUGGAUGACUUCCUACAGAAGGUAGCUUCUGUUAGAGGUAAGCUCAAGAAGGGUGGUGCUGUUGAUGUUGACGCUGCUGCAAGAAUAGUUCUUCAUGACUGGAAUGAGGGUAAAAUUCCAUAUUAUACAAUGCCUCCAACUAGGAAUCAAGGGGAGAAUUUUGAGGCAGCUAUUGUAUCAGAGCUUGGGAAAGAGUUCAAUGUUGAUGAAGCUUACAAGGGUGAAACAUCGUUCAUUGGAAGCCUCGAAUCUGUAGAGAAUUUCCAUUCUGUUGAAGUUCCUCCAAGUUGUCCUUUAAAUUUUGAUAAGAAGAUGCUAGAGGAUGAUGUACAACCUGAAGUGUUAAUUCAAGGGGAUGCCCAACCCAGAGAAAUGACUGAAGUUGAUGGCGAUCAACCCAUGGGAUGUGAUGAAGAUGAUGCAGGAAAGACCAAAGCCAAAACUGUCAAUAGCAGGCAAAAUGAAAAAUUAUAUGCAGCAGAAGGGAUAUUGAAUACAAGGCUUCUUAAGGCAGAGAAGAAGAAGCGGAAGAAAGCUAAGAAAGGAAGUGGAACAGACAACAUGGAUGCUGACUACGAUUUUAAGGUGGAUUAUGCUAAGAGAGGAUCUACAAUGGAUGUUGGUGAUGAAAGUGGAGAGGGUGAAGAUGGUGAUGAAAUCAGCGCUGAGGUGCCCAUGGCUGGCAUCGAGUUUGAUGAGUGAAGAUAACAUGAUUAGGUUAUGAUCUGCAAAUUAUUGUACAAUACUUGGGCUUUGGGGCUUCCUCAUUGGUUGUCCCUUUUAGAGUUUGGGUUGAGGUUUUCUCCCUGUUGAUUGCUCCUUAUUGACGAAUGAUCAGAUGUUCUUUGUUCAAGAAGAGAGGACCUUGCGAGUAAUUUCAACGGGUUGUAGAACCCAAAAUUUUGUGAUUUGUUAUCUUUUUCUCCCAAUAAAGUGGUUGACUUAUAAUUUUAUAUA
Messenger RNA from Nelumbo nucifera (sacred lotus), 2455 nucleotides. RefSeq names its product guanine nucleotide-binding protein-like NSN1. Gene Ontology annotation, molecular function: GTP binding. Gene Ontology annotation, cellular component: nucleolus. NCBI's taxonomy places the organism in Eukaryota, Viridiplantae, Streptophyta, Magnoliopsida, Proteales, Nelumbonaceae. The record is from RefSeq and is a predicted model, not a curated record.